UUCACUUUACAAUAUUCAAUUAAAUCGAAGAAAAUUGUUCGAGAGUGCAAGCGUCUCGGUUUCUUUCUCCAUAAUAUCCGUGGUUUUACUUAAAUCUGAAAAAUUAUUUUCUUUCGUUCGGUAAAAAGUUUGAUCUCAAAUACACACCUUCACCUAAUUUUAAUUUGCUAAAAUGAUGCAUAACGAAGAGGAUACCUAUAGCAUGAAUUAUUCAACGGUUCUGAUCACUGGUGCGAAUCGCGGUAUUGGCCUGGAACUCGUCAAACAAAUGGCAAGUCUGUCUGAUCCGCCGACACACAUUUUCGCCACGUCGAGACAUCCGGAUAAAGCCACGAUAUUGAAUGAAUUAGCAUCGAAAUCAUCAAAUAUUCAUGUUAUUGAAUGUGAUGUUAAGAAUGAAGAAUCCGUUGCCCAAUUGGUUUCCCAAGUAGCAUGUCAUGUUGGUAGUAAUGGUCUCAGCUUGCUCAUUAAUAAUGCGGCAAUUGCAUUCAAACAUUCACUUUCCACCGUAAAUGUGCAUGAUUUAAUGGACAAUUAUCAUGUGAAUGCGGUCGCACCAUUGAUGAUCACCAAACAAAUGUUACCACUACUGAAGUUAUCAGCAGAAAAUGGUCGUAAAACUCUAGUGGUUAACAUUUCAUCAACUUUAGGAAGCAUCGCGAAAUAUCGGAAGAUUUGCGUGGGCGACUAUCAGUACACGUAUCGUGCAUCAAAAGCGGCCCUUAACAUGAUAACUCGAUGUUUAUGGGUUGAACUGAAAGAGAGCAAAAUAUCGGUGGUUGCAAUAUGCCCCGGUUGGGUACAAACUGACAUGGGUGCACCUGACGCAGAUUUAACGCCAACGGAAAGUGUUGCCGGUCUUUUGAGCACAAUUAACCAUUUGAAUGAGGAAGACGGAGGAAAGUUUUUUACUUUUGAUGGCAAACCUAAUCCGUGGUAGAGUUCCAAAAAUGUUCCGUGUACUUUACUAGCUUUAUUUUCAAUUUUAAAAAGUUAUAUCGAAAGUGACAUUUGAAUUGGAUUCUAGCCUAAAUAAAUAAAAUGCAUAAAAAGCUCAAACACAAGU
Molecule: messenger RNA, 1066 nt
Organism: Bradysia coprophila
Lineage: Eukaryota; Metazoa; Arthropoda; Insecta; Diptera; Sciaridae
Product: C-signal-like
Cellular component (GO): cytoplasm
Molecular function (GO): oxidoreductase activity
Source: RefSeq, a predicted model, not a curated record